Messenger RNA from Betta splendens (Siamese fighting fish), 653 nucleotides. RefSeq names its product natriuretic peptide A-like (gene nppal). The record is from RefSeq and is a predicted model, not a curated record. Gene Ontology annotation, molecular function: hormone activity; hormone receptor binding. The coding region runs from base 71 to 445 and encodes 124 amino acids. The transcript has 3 exons. Gene Ontology annotation, cellular component: extracellular region. NCBI's taxonomy places the organism in Eukaryota, Metazoa, Chordata, Actinopteri, Anabantiformes, Osphronemidae.
AGGCCGUGUAUAAAGGAGGCACCUGUCCACCGCUGGAGGAUGCGGAGGAGCCAGACUGGAGCCCGGCGACAUGAGCCCAAACGGCUGCGUGAGCUGCUUCUCGCUGCUUCUGAUGCUCAACGCGGUCGGAGCCAAACCUGUGUCUGAGUUACAGGCUUUGAAGCAGCUCCUGGAGGAGCAGAUCAACGCGGCGCCGUUCGACUCGUCGUCGGAGGCGCAGGUGAGACGCAGGGACGAUGGAGCCCAGGCGGCGUUCGGAACCGCGGAGGAGCAGCCGUGGGAAGCGUCCGAACCGAGCCACCCGGAAAACGUCCUGGCGCGUCUCCUCCAGGACCUGAUGAGAACCACCAAGCGCUCCUGGAACCGGCACAAGAAGGGCGCGCUGCGGAGCUGCUUCGGGGUCCGGUUGGAGCGGAUCGGGUCGUUCAGCGGGCUGGGCUGCUGAGGUGAGCUUCUCCGGUUCUGCACAUCGGCUGCCCUCGCUCAGAGCUUUGACUGACACUUUAAAGGACUCUGCUUCAGUCUCUUCUGUCCUGUGUCCUGUGAUUGAUGUGAGAUGUUCAGGAUAAUAACCUAUUGUAAAAGUAUUUAUUAUUUAUUAUGUCAUUGGAUGUAGAUGUUAUUGCACUGUAGUAAAAUACUUAUUUUGCAUA